Molecule: messenger RNA, 984 nt
Organism: Periconia digitata
Lineage: Eukaryota; Fungi; Ascomycota; Dothideomycetes; Pleosporales; Periconiaceae
Source: the annotation of a GenBank genome assembly
AUUCAACAUCACAGCUGCCUCCAACCUCGACUCCGCCGCGGUUCAACCAUAUCCGUCCCGAUACCUCUUCUCACUCCCUUGCUGCUUUCCACUCUGCCCCAACUUUCGUCACUUUGGAAAAACCACAAUCAAGUAUACCAAACCCUCUCCAUUAUAUCCAAAGCAACUUCCAUUGUCACAUCGGCACAGGUACUGGUGGAAAUCAUGUCGGAGAAAUACGCAAGCUCUGAUCUUGAUCUCAGCGGAGACGAGCUCCACCCCCGAGAUGCAAAUGAGGACAAUGUUCCUAGUUCCUCCCCUGAGGACAUGCCUAGGUCAGGACGCAGCCGUGGGAAUACGGUGCCUUCCUUUGGCAAUCAGACUAGUUGGCUUCCCUACCGUGUCUGCGGCAAGCCACGCCCCGGACAUGGAUUCCCUGCGAGCUUCAUGGCGUCACGUAGCAGCCCCAAAUCGCGUCGGUCGACUCUAAGCGACCAACCCGAGUUGGAUAAGCACCUGCGCGAGUCAAUGGUAACCUAUGAUGGAUUACUCUAUCUCCCCAUGUCUUCAACUACACUUCACCAUCUCUCGCCUUUUUGGAAAGGCCUUAAGCCAAUUGCUAAACUCGAUGAAAUCUUCGAGCGCGUUCUGAUCAACAAGGACAUCAACAAGGUCCACGCCGAUCACGUCGUUGCUGCUCUGGAACGCGUCGGCAUGCACUGCAAGCAUCUUGUCGUUCUCUCCCCAAUCCACACUGCAGAACUGGGUGAAGUCUUCAACCGUGAGAUCGACAACCUCGACGACCCUAGCAGCGAUUGGAGCAAAAUCUUCAAAUGCUUCCCCAACCUCGAGUCCGUGACCUUCAAGCAUCCGGAUGACGAGCCCUUGGAUCUCGUCGAGGAUACGCUGAAGAGCUUCCAGCGCGCCAUCAUCACUGCUGGAUAUCCUUCUACCUUCAAGAUCCACAUCUCUGCUCCGCCGGAGGUCUUGAAGCGUUUCAGAUAG